Messenger RNA from Colletes gigas, 1748 nucleotides. RefSeq lists its product as uncharacterized. The coding region runs from base 624 to 1748 and encodes 374 amino acids. Gene Ontology annotation, molecular function: ubiquitin protein ligase activity; ubiquitin conjugating enzyme binding; cyclin binding. Gene Ontology annotation, cellular component: ubiquitin ligase complex; nucleus; cytosol. Gene Ontology annotation, biological process: protein autoubiquitination; protein polyubiquitination; proteasome-mediated ubiquitin-dependent protein catabolic process. The transcript is spliced from 4 exons. NCBI's taxonomy places the organism in Eukaryota, Metazoa, Arthropoda, Insecta, Hymenoptera, Colletidae. The record is from RefSeq and is a predicted model, not a curated record.
GUGCUGGCCUGAUGUUACAUGUGGCUCGUGCGGUAAGAUAUUGUCGGCUUUCCCCACCACUCCGUUAAACGCUAAGGAAGUUCGUCGUUACUAAUGUUAACGUCGAUGCACGCAAUUAUGCCAAAUCUGGUCACGGUGCACGGGAUUGUGAACAUAAAUGGUGAAGUACCGCACGUGGUCCAUUAUAGUAAGAAUGUAACUCCGUUGUGAAUUGUUAGAGUCAUAAUAAACCAUAUGUUUCAUCUUGGUGAAUUUGUUUCAUAAUCAUUGAUUGCUGACUUUGACAGGAAUAUUUAUAUUAAUACUGGGAAAUGUAUGAAACAAACUUUGAUGAUAUGGGUUAAGAAGAGUCUGUAUUAAAUUUAAUUUAAAGAAAUAAUCUUUUCAUCUUAUGUCGACAACAUUAUUAUUUCGUGUAAUAAAUGCACAAUUCUAGAGGUUUAUUGUAAGAUAAUUUCUUUUGAUCCACUUACCUCUUUGAGAGAAAUAUUUUUAAAAACAUAUGUAUAAUAGACUUGUCUUACAAACUUUGCCGAAUUUGUAACAACAUUCAGAAGAAAUUAAUAUUUAUUCCAUCUAAUUAAAAAGUUGCGAUUAAUAUUUCUUAUUUAGUAUACUUUAAUAUGAUAGAAUCUAUAACAUUGGAGUUAAGACCUAGACUUCAGAUAUGCAAUGUUUUCAUUCAUUUAGACAAAGAAGUAAACUCAACAAAAGUUAGAAUAAAGCUUUUAGAAGAAAGUAUAGAGAUAACAAUAGAGAAUAAUACGUUAAAGUUUCUAACAAAAUUGAUAAAAUUAAUACCAAAUUCAUUGUCUGCGUUAAAUAUAGUGAAUGAUUGGAUUUGUUUCCGUGUGCAAACAGGAUCAAAUUCUAUUUUUGGAUCGUUUCAAACAGAAAUACUUACUAAUUCUGCGCCAAAGAUUAAUUCUAUAAAAGAUUCUUUAGAAAAUUAUUAUUUAGAAAACACUGAAUUACUUAAUGCAUCUGAUUGCAAUAUAUUAUGUACAUAUUGUAAAACCAUUCUUUCUAAAAAAAUACUUGUCGAAAGGGUAUUACCUGUACCAGAUACGAACUAUGAUCCAAGCGAAUGGUUUUGCUGUAAUCACAAUCGUGUUAAUAUUACACAAAAUUUGACGCCGUUAGAAUCUGACAUCUUUUAUGGACCACUAUUCUUUGUUCUUCAUACAAAUUUGUUUAAUGACAAUUUAAAAAUAGAUGGAAAUACUGUCAUUUGUAACAGGUGCUUACAAUAUUUAGGAAAAGUUGAUACAAAUAAUUCGCUUAAACUGUGGAGUUGUUCUAUAGAUUACAAUUUAUUAAGCAAUUCAAAAACAAAAAAUGCAACAGAUCCUUUCGAUGAUUUUUUAAUAGCUAUUAAAACUUCUAUGACUGGUAUAUUUGGCGAAGAAAUAAUUUUACAAUCUUCUGUAGGGAAAAAUAAUCAUUGCCUUAUUCUAAAACCAAUGGACUGGCACUUGAAUUUAAUGAUAGAGCCUAAAACAAUUUCAAAUAAUAAUAUUAUAACCUUGCAAACAGUAUCCAUUGUUAAAGUAUUAUACAAAUACGAGACAAAUAAAAGUAUCAUCGAUUCUACAAAUAAAACAUAUUGUGAAGUAGGUUUCCUAGUGAUGAAAGCAGGCUUAGAGCAUUUAUUAUUGUCAACAAAACGAUUUCCACAACUUCAUAGAGCUGUCUCUGAUUAUUAUAUUGGACAUAUAUAUUUGGAAAAACUUACAGAUGAUACUUAA